This is a messenger RNA of Paramecium primaurelia, 869 nucleotides long. NCBI's taxonomy places the organism in Eukaryota, Ciliophora, Oligohymenophorea, Peniculida, Parameciidae. The record is from the annotation of a GenBank genome assembly.
AUGUAAAAAUUGUUGUUCACAGAAGAAGGAUUACAGAUAAUGAGAAGUAGGAAUAGCGAUCCAAUAAAACAGAACACUGAUAGUAAAGGGAUAUCAAUAAGACCAAAAUGUUUGCGAAUUCAAUCAUUAUCAAGAUAAUGUAACCGUGUUAGAGUUGGGACAUUGAAGAAUACUUUUAACUUGUCGAGUCCUGAAAAUCUAAUUUAAGUUUUGCCCUUUACAAGAUAGAAACACAAGGCAACUAGUAUACCUUAAGUGCUUUCGGUUGAUUAAUUAUAAGGGAGAUAAUAGGAGGAUUUGUUGUAAAUGGCAGCAAGUCAAUUGCAUUUACCUCAUGGAAGUGGGAAGGAUGGAAUGGGAAGACAUCACUUAUAAUCAAUUAGGUUAAGAACUGGUGAUUGGUAUUAAUGGAAGAAUAUUCCAAUGUUAGCAUGUGUGGUGGAUGAUUUUUAGAAGAAGUUAAAGUAUAGAAAUUUGAUUAUAGAGAUUGUAGUAAACAUCUGAGGAGGAGGAACAUAUGAAAGUGGAGAAACGAUAAAUAUAACAUGAGUUUGAAAUGAAGAAGGUUGAUUAGAUAUAAAGAAAAACAAAGUAAAAUUUGAAUCAGGUUUUGGAAUAGAAAUCAUUAACAUAUAAUAUUGAUUUGGAUGAGUUUUGGAAGUAGAUGAAGGAAAAUGUAAUGAAAUUAUAUAUAUAAAAUUAAGAGUAAAUACUUUUAACAUCAUACAGAUGAGAUGGCAAAGAGUAGGGCAAGUAAAAGAGAGAGAUUGGAGAAAUUUUAAAAGAAAUUUACAGAUAAAAAGUGUUAUAUCCCAUAAAUAUAGAAGUAGAAUGUUAAUAAUAAGGAAACAGCAUAUUAUGAUAUAUGA